AUUUGGCCAAAAGGAGAAAUGGCACCGGUCUCACACGGAUUAAGUAUUCUUAUGAGGGCUAGGAAUAGGUUAUGUAUUUCCUGUUAUAGGAACAGCAUCUUGCCAUAUUUUUCUGUGCAAUUGACUAAUUCCAAAUGUUUUUCCCAUCGAGCUCAUACAUUUCUAUUAAAAGAUAUCAGGAACCAACAGGUAGCACAGGGUAGGUAUUGCUAUACCUCACAGACGCAUGAAUCUUAUCAAGAAAAGGGAAACUCAGUGAAAGGCCCUCUACAAGCUUAUGAUGAUUUAGUGCAAAGUGGAGAGCUCAACGAAGAUCUCCACCAACGAUGGAUUGUAGAAAAUCUGCAGAAGUUACAUGACACCCUGCAGGGUUAUGAACCGGAGACAUUAGGAUUAUUUGAAAAGUUUCAACUUUUUGGCAAACCAAAGCCAAGGCCAGGACCAAAUGGACUGUACCUGUUUGGAAGUGUUGGAACGGGCAAGACAAUGCUCAUGGACUUGUUCUUUCGAAAUGUAGAAGUCAGCAACAAACGAAGAACACAUUUUGAUUCAUUUAUGUUAGAAGUGCAUGCAAGACUCCAUGAAAUGAAGUUAAAGCAACCAAAACUCAAGGAUUCACGCAAGUCAAGAGCCUUUGACCCAAUACCACCUGUUGCCAAGGAAAUCAGUGAAAAUGCAUCACUGCUCUGCUUUGAUGAAUUUCAAGUGGUGGAUGUAGCAGAUGCCAUGAUUCUUAAGUAUUUAUUCACUGAGCUGUUCGCUAAUGGCGUGGUAGUGGUGGCAACAUCUAACAGAAGACCAGAUGAUCUUUAUAAGAAUGGAAUUCAACGUAGUAAUUUUUUACCCUUUAUACAAAUUCUUAAGAAUCACUGUGAAGUCCUUCAGUUGGAUACCGGGGUUGAUUACCGUCAAUCAUUUGAUCUCCAUGGUGAUCAGGAAACCUACUUCUCAAAUACCACAUGUAAUGCGAAUGCCGCUGUGGAACUAUUGUUUAAGAAGUUGGCAAUGAAAGAAAAUGAAAUUGUUCAACCGCGACGUAUAAUACUGAAGGGCCGUCAUCUUGAUAUCAAAACAGCCUGUGGACGUAGUGCAAUGUUUACAUUCAAAGAUCUCUGCGAAAUGCCUGUGGGGGCAGCAGACUACCUAGCAAUUGCCAGUAAUUUUGACACGGUUGUCAUCAAGGAUAUUCCGCAGAUGUCACUGCGUACAAGAACAUCCCUCAAGCGAUUCAUUGUGAUGAUUGACAAUUUCUAUGACAACAAGGUGCGUUUAAUUUGUGCUGCCGAUGCUCCGUUGAAUGAACUCUUCGUCCUAAGUGACAUCACUCAGAGCAACGUAGACAGUAACAUGCUCCUCAUGGACGAUCUCGGCAUAAAACAGAAAUCUGAACUUAGCCAAGCUCCGAUCUUUACCGGAGAGGAGGAAAAGUUUGCUUGGGAACGGACGUAUUCCCGCUUAAAGGAGAUGCAGACAGAAGCCUAUUGGCUAAGCCGCGAAACUAAAUCUCGUAGGGAAGACUUAUGACGAAUGUGAACUGGAAGAGUGUUUGGUGUAAUUAUUUUAUUAAUGUGCCACUUACCUUCUGAAUAUGCAAGGGUCAUAUGAGGUUAAUGAGUGAUAUAUGAUUAUUUGUUAAUGAAAAAUUAGAUGCUAAUUAAAAUUAUUUUAAAAUUUGACUAAUUGAAGGUUAGUUUUAAUGUUAAUAAAAUUAGGAUAUCUGGCACGUGCAGUACCUCAAUGAGCCAAUUCAUAUUUUAUUGAAUUUUAAAUAAAUUUAUAUGUGUUGAAA
Messenger RNA from Anneissia japonica, 1789 nucleotides. RefSeq names its product AFG1-like ATPase. Lineage: Eukaryota; Metazoa; Echinodermata; Crinoidea; Comatulida; Comatulidae. The transcript is spliced from 10 exons. Gene Ontology annotation, cellular component: cytoplasm; mitochondrion. The coding region runs from base 19 to 1524 and encodes 501 amino acids. Gene Ontology annotation, molecular function: ATP hydrolysis activity; ATP binding. The record is from RefSeq and is a predicted model, not a curated record.